GCGCGCGCGGGGCCGCGGAGGGAGGGCGGGAGGUCGCCCGCGAGACCCCGCAGGGGUCGCCGCCGUCGGGGCGCCAGCGCGCGGGGGCUCGCAGGGGUUCACGUCCGGGCGCCGAGCGAGAGGCGGCGCCGGGGUGUCGUCGUUUCCGCGGCCGCCGCGCGUCCGGCGUCGCGACCCUCGGCCGGGGCGCGGGAGCGGAAGCAGGGGCCGGGGCUCACGCUGUGCCCGGCCUGGCUCCCCGGGGACCUCGUGUGCCGGCCGCGGGUUCGGGCCGCGGCCUGAAGGGGACGGGGCAGCGGGCCUCCGCGUCCAAGUCGGGAGAGCCGCUGACUGCAGCAGGUGUGCCGGCUGCGUGGAGCAGCCCAGCGGCCCUUUGCGGGUAGUCCUGGAAUGUUCUAGAAAGCCUGAAGUUGGUUCCUGUGUCCGUGGCCCGGCUGACACCGCCACAGCCGACUUGUGCCGCCAGGACUUAGGUGCAGCUUCUGCUGUCGCUUUCUCAGCGUAGGCCUGUGUGUCACCUGUCAGUCACCUGUCAGUCACCCGUCACUGCCCGUCGAAGCUCAGAGCUGGACCCAUCUCUGUGGACCCAUCUGGGACCUUGGCACGUUUGUCGCCUUCAUGGGCUUCGGGAAAUGCCUUAAGAAUCGAAACAGCUCGGAAUUCGUGGAGGACCAGGAGGCAUCCCCCUGCGGCCUCAGUGCUGGUGGUGCUGGGGGCUGGUGAGGACGGGGGUCUUUCCACACCGCGAUGCCGCGUGGCCGGCCGGCCCGGGAGGCGUGGAGAACAGCAGCAGCCUGGCUUUGCUUCCUUUUGUUGGAAGAACGUUUCCUGGUGGAUCAGGACCCUAACAGGAGCCCACCCCGGCCCCGGAAUUGGAGCCGUUCCCCAGCAGAGGGCCUUCGGACUCACUCGGAAGAUCGGCUCCCACGCCAGGGUCGGCCGGACUCCCGCCUUCUGCCCAGAAGGCCGCCGUGGGAGCCUCUGCACUGGGACAAGCCCCACCCGAGCCCCGGGCACGGGGCCACGACUGCUGCAGGGACACGGACGGCCGCCGGGUCGCUCCGUGGUGAGGUUCGUUUCCUGUGUCCCCAGGGUCUGAGCCCCUCAUGGGGACGCUGACAGCCACAGAGGGGAAGCCCCCCACCCUCCUGCCACCCACAGCUGCAGGAGGGCCCUGGUGACUGGACAGACAGAGCCCACGGAGCCAGCGCCGCCCCGCCCAGGUGAGACAUGAGGGCGGCCGCCCCGUUGUCGCUGGAGGGGCAGCGCCGUGUCGGCCCCGGGGAGCCGCGUCCAGGCGGCAGGCGCAGCGGCCGUCCUAGGUCAGCGAGGCCUGCAGCGGCCGUGUCGGCCCCAUGGUCGUUCCCAGUUACAGUGGGUGCCAUUUUUAGAGUAUUUCUCUGAACUUUUUAAAAAGAAGAUUUAUCUAUUUGAAAGGCAGAGUUACAUAAAGGAAACAGAGAGAGAGAGAGAGGUCUUCCAUCCGCUGGUUCACUUCCCAGAUGGCUUACAACGGCCGGAGCUGGGCUGAUCUGAAGCCAGGAGCCAGGAGCUUCUUCCGGUCUCCCACAUGGUGCAGGGGCCCAAGGGUUUGGGCAUCUUCCACUGCUUUCCCAGGCCGCAGCAGAGAGCUGGAUCGGAAGUGGAGCAGCCGGGCUGGCACUGCGUUACCUAACCCAUUGUGCUUCAGCGCUGGCCCCCAGGCUCUUCCUGACCUCAAGGUGUUUAUGCCACUCCAGGUCCCAGCACAGAGCCGUGUGGCCAGGCUCAGCCAGGCCGGCUUCUCAGCAUCGCCCUGCCUGGCUCAGGCUGUGCACCUGCUCCUGUGCCGCCCUGAGGCAGCUGGGGAAGGGCUGGGCUGUGGUUUGGACUCUGGCAUUGGUCAGAUGCCCCCUGCCCGAGUCCUGUCUACCCGGAUGGCUUGGUGGCGGCCAUGGGCGUUCUGUGUGCUGAGAAUUCACAACAGCCUUCCGUUCCAGGUGGCCGCUGAGGGGCCGUCCCUGCAGCCACGCGACAGGGACGCAGGUCCACUCCUCCUGGGACCUGGACACCUGGCCGGGCCGUGGCCUCAGGACCACUGCAGGAGCCGGCAGCUGGUUGUGAGCAGGGCCACGGCUUCUCUAGGGCCAGCGCCGGUGUGGCUGCACUCCCCGCCCUGGCCCCUGGCCCCUGGCCUGGACGGCUUUGCUCUGAAGUCACCUGAGCCGCCCCACAGGACACCCACACUGCUUGCAGUGGUCUCAAGGCAGGGCCCAGCCCACUGGCGCCGACAUCCCUGCCCUGGACGGCCACUUGUGCCUGCCUCGCCGCUGCGGCCUGGGCUGUCCAGGUGUGCCUGGCCACCAGGGACGGCCUGCCCAGCUGCUGGGACAGAAGCAGACAGUGAGGGGUGGCCGAGGGGCAGUGUGCUGGGGGCAGGGGCUUCAUCCGUGGUCCCUGGAGUCCACCAGCUGCCAGGGCCCAGCGCCCCGAUGGGAGCCAGUGGGGCAGGUGCACUUCUGUCUCCAGGUGACAGCUUCAGCUUGGUUAGAUCACGUGGCAUUGCUGCCUUUUGGGGCAGAAAAUUAUGCCGCUCUUUUGAGAAGCGGAGCCCAGGAGCUCCCCACUGUUUCCUGGGGAGGUCAGAGGACUGUGCCCGGCUAUGGGGACCUCAUGUUUUCUGUUUUCCAUCUUUAAAAAAAAAAUACGUCUACAUAUUCAUUUAUGAGGCCAAGAGCGAACGAGCUCUCGUUGCUGGUUCAUUCCCCAAACGCCCGCGGUGGCCGGGCUGGGGAGUCAAUCCCUGUUUUCCACAGGUGCAGCAGGAAGCUGGGUGCCUGAGUCAGGGCCGGCACUGCCUCCCAGGGUGCAGGUCUGCAGGAAGUGGGUGGUGGGUCCUGACCCCAGCCCUCUACCUCCACUGGACCCUGGGCUCUGUGUCAGCCCCCUGGGCCCUGGGAGCAGGUGGACGUGAGGCCGGGGCGGGUACCGAUGGGCUGUUCCACAGGGGGGCAGGCAUCUGGGGAGCAGGCAGCCCCCACCAUUCCAGGACCGCGGCCAGUGCCAUCCCCCUGUGCCUGCUCCGUUGCUCCAGUCUGCGGUCAGUCUGAGGCUGGGCAAGAGUUGGGACGGUGCCGCCCACAGCAGGGAGGCAGUUGGUGUGGCCGCCUCUCGGGGACCUGGGGCCUGGGACGAAUCUGUGAGCGUCCUCCCCUGCUCACCCCCAUCCCUGCUAAACAAGGACCCACUGUGGAGUGACAGAGGGUUAAUAGCUGAGAACUUGCCCCAGGUGGAUGUGCUGGGUGGGGACAGAAGCCCCAGGCAGUGGUGUGAGGAGUGAGGGUGACCUGUGGCCAGGCGUCAAGAAGCAGAGUCCCUGGGCCGCUCAGGGCCCCUGAGGCAGGGCCCUGGACGUGGGAGGCGGCAGGAUGCAGCCAGCACUCAGCAGGUGCCCAUCUUGUGCCACUAGGAACCCACAGCCUGAGAUAAGAGACAUAGUGGGGCCAGCGCUGUGGCGUAGCAGGUAAAGCUGCCACCUGCAGUGCCGGCAUCCCAUGUGGGCGCCAGUUUGAGUCCCGGCUGCUCCACUUCCGACCCAGCUCUCUGCCGUGUCUGGGAAAGCAGUGGAGGAUGGCCCAAGUCCUUAGGCCCCUGCACCCGUGCGGGAGACCAGGAAGAAGCUCCUGGCUCCUGGCUUCGGAUCAGCCUAGCUCUGGCCAUUGUGGUUAUUUGGGGAGUGAACCAGCAGAUGGAGACCUCUCUCUCUGUGUCUCUGUCUCUCUCUAACUCUGCCUUUCAGAUAAAUUGUAAAAUAAGAAAGAGACGUCACCCACGUGGAACCCAUACCCGGUCACACCGAAAGCAGAAGUCACUGCUGCUUGUGGGUGCUGUUCUGCGUAGACAGGGACCAGGGCAGGUGGCAGCCUGGUGGCAAGGACUCCAGUGAAAGCCCUGAGUCCUCAUCAGAGCCUCCGGCUUUGAUGGUGGCUCCUGACCCGCCUCCUGCUGCUGCACGGCCUGGGCGGCCAUGGCGAUGGCUCAUGCCACUGAUCCCAGCCGGGGCAGGCCAGACGUUUGGGGUGGAGGACUGGUCAGCCCCUCGGCAGGUGUCCAGGGGGUGAGUGUGGGUGGAGGACCGGUCGGCCCUCGGCAGGUGUCCAAGGUGUCCGGGCAGUGAGUGUGAGUGGAGGACCGGUCGGCCCUCGGCAGGUGUCCGGGCAGUGAGGACCAGUCGGCCCCUCGGCAGGUGUCCGGGCAGUGAGUGUGGGUGGAGGACCGGUCGGCCCUCGGCAGGUGUCCGGGCAGUGAGUGUGGGUGGAGGACCGGUCGGCCCUCGGCAGGUGUCCGGGCAGUGAGGACCGGUCGGCCCUCGGGCUCAAGCCUCCGUGGAGGAGGAGUGCUGCCGCUGUUCCUGACACAGCCGAGCAGCAGGGUCGCCGCCCUUUCUGAAGGCGCUGGUGCAGCCUCUCCCGCAGGUCCCGCCCCUCGACACCUGAGUCUGGUUCCCUGGGACGGGGCCUGGGUGUGAGGGUGGGGUGGGGCCCCGGGUCAGCCCCAUGAGCUGCCUGCUGUCCCUGUGGGUUGGGCAUCCUGGGAGGGGGUGUCCAGCCAGGGUCUGCUGUGGCUGAGCAGUGGGUGGGCUGAAGAGGAAGACUGACAGCGAUGGAGGCACGUGACGCGGCCACCGGGCACCGCAGGCGCUGUGCAGUGUGGGCUCAGGGUGGGCGCUGCGGAGCAGCUGGCCUGCAGGGAAAGCAGAUGCUGGCCACGUGCGGUGGCCACGUGCGGUUGCCACAUGCGGAAGGCGGAGCUUGGGGUGGAGGCUGCAGGCUGGGCAGCGGAUGCUCCGGGUGCCCGGGGCUGAGCCAGUGCUGCCACCGGAUCUCGGGCCGGGCACGCGGCAAACCCGUGCGGUCUCCAUGGGCCGCCCCAGGCACCUGGUUGCAGUGACGGAGACAGCCGUGCUGAGAACCCCGGAGACGCGGUGGGGGUGGGGUGGGGUGCUGCGCUCGCCCAGGCUGGGGUCUGUGCAGGGCCCAUGGGUGACGGGGAGCAGGAGUCUGAGGCCCAGAGCAGCAGAGCCGGCGUGAGGCCGAGGCACAGCCCAGGGGAGCGUGUCGGUCUCGGGCUCUGGGGUCGCGGCUGUGAUCUGAGUGGUGGAGUGGGGGUCUCUGCCGAGACGUGUGCCCUGUGUGCCGCCGAGCCCUUCCUGAGGGGCCAGCGCUGCGGCGUAGCAGGGGAAGCCUCCACCUGUGACCCCGCGUCCCACAUGGUCACUGGCUGCAGUCCUGGCUGCCCAUGUCCAGUCCAGCUCCCUGCUACUGCGCCUUGGAAAGCAGUGGAAGACGGCCCAGGUAGUUGGGCCCUGUACCCACGUGGGAGACCCAAAGAGGCUCCUGGCUCCUGGCUUCAGCCUGGCCCAGCCUCAGCCAUGGUGGCCAUUUGGGGAGUGAACCAGCAGAUGGAAGAUUGAUCUCUCUCUCUCUCUGUAACUCUGCCUUUUAAAUAAAUAAAUAAGUAAAUAAAUAAAAUAUUAAAAAACAAACAAAAAGCCUUUCUGAGAACAGUUUGCACCCGUGAUGAUCUCGCCGUGGACAGCCUGGGGCCGGCGCUGCCACACAGCGGGUGAGGCCACCACCGGCACCACAGACAUCCCGUUCGGGUGCCAGUUCUCAUCCCGGCUGCUCCUCUUCUGACCCAGCUCUCGGCUGUGGCCUGGGAGAGCAGUAGAAGAUGGCCCACGUGCCUGGGCCUCGGCACCCACGUGGGAGAUCCGGAAGAGGCUCCAGGCUCCUGGCUUUGGAUCAGCACAGCUCCUGCCAUUGGCGGCCAUUUGGGAGUGAGCCAGUGGAUGGAAGACCUCUCUCUCUGUCUCUCCCUCUCUCUGUAAUUCUGCCUUUCAAAUAAAGAAAGUCUUAAAAAAAGUAAAGAAGUGGGGACAGCUUCAUAAAUCAGCAGGUAGGGGGCCGGCGCUGUGGUGCAGCAGGUUACAGCCCUGGUCUGCAGUGCCGGCAUCCCAUAUGGGCGCUGGUUCAAGUCCUGGCUGCCUCACUUCCGAACCAGCUCUCUGCUAUGGCCUGGGGAAGCAGAAGAUGGUCUAAGUGCUUGGGCCCCUGUACACGCAUGGGAGACCUGGAAGAAGCUCCUGGCCCCUGGCUUCGGAUCGGCCCAGCUCUGGCCGUUGCAGCCAUCUGGGGAGUGAACCAGUGAAUGGAAGACCUCUCUCUCUCCCUCUCUCUCUCUUUGCCUUUGCCUCUGCCUCUCUGUAAUGCUAUCGUUCAAAUAAAUAAAUAAAUAAACAAACCUUCUUUAAAAAAAAUCAGCAGGUGGGAGACAAGGUGGGGGUCGUGCUCGGGUCUGCUCCUUCCGAGGCCGAUCGGACGAAGAGUUAAAGACCCCUCCCUCCCAGGGGCCACUGCUCGUGACUCGUCCGCGGGGCCCAGGAGCACCCCUGCUCAGGGCUGAGCUGUGUGUUGGAGAUGCGUUUCUAAAGCUUCAUUUGUUUAUUAAAUUUUCAUUUUAUCUGAAAGGCGGAGACAGGUAGAGGUCCUCCACCCUCUGGCUCACUCCCCAGAUGGCUACAACAGCCAGGGCUGGGCCAGGCCAGAGCCAGGAGCCCAGAACUCCGUCAGGUCUCCCGCGUGGGUGGUGGGGACCCGAGAACUUGAGCCGUCACCUGCUGCCCCCAGGGCUUGCACAAGCAGGGGGCAGAGGAGCUGGGGCCCCAGCCCAGGCCUUGACGAGGGAUGCAGGCGUCCCACACGUGACUGAGCUGGCUGAUGUUGGAUGUGGGGUCCCACGCGUGACUGAGCUGGCUGACAGGAUGUGGGGUCCCACGCGUGACUGAGCUGGCUGACGAGGGAUGCAGGCGUCCCACACGUGACUGAGCUGGCUGACAGGAUGUGGGGUCCCACACGUGACUGAGCUGGCUGACAGGAUGUGGGGUCCCACGCGUGACUGAGCUGGCUGACACAGGAUGUGGGUCCCACACGUGACUGAGCUGGCUGACGAGGGAUGCAGGCGUCCCACAUGUGACUGAGCUGGCUGACAGGAUGUGGGGUCCCACGCGUGACUGAGCUGGCUGACAGGAUGUGGGGUCCCACGCGUGACUGAGCUGGCUGACGAGGGAUGCAGGCGUCCCACACGUGACUGAGUUGGCUGACGUAGGAUGUGGGGUCCCACGCGUGACUGAGCUGGCUGACAGGAUGUGGGGUCCCACGCGUGACUGAGCUGGCUGACGAGGGAUGCAGGCAUCCCACACGUGACUGAGUUGGCUGACGUAGGAUGUGGGGUCCCACGCGUGACUGAGCUGGCUGACAGGAUGUGGGGUCCCACGCGUGACUGAGCUGGCUGACAGGAUGUGGGGUCCCACACGUGACUGAGCUGGCUGACGAGGGAUGCAGGCGUCCCACACGUGACUGAGCUGGCUGAUGUUGGAUGUGGGGUCCCACGCGUGACUGAGCUGGCUGACAGGAUGUGGGGUCCCACACGUGACUGAGCUGGCUGAUGUUGGAUGUGGGGUCCCAUGCGUGUCUGAGCUGGCUGACAGGAUGUGGGGUCCCACACAUGACUGAGCUGGCUGACACAGGAUGUGGGUCCCACACGUGACUGAGCUGGCUGACAGGAUGUGGGGUCCCACGCGUGACUGAGCUGGCUGACAGGAUGUGGGGUCCCACGCGUGACUGAGCUGGCUGACGAGGGAUGCAGGCGUCCCACACGUGACUGAGCUGGCUGAUGUUGGAUGUGGGGUCCCACGCGUGACUGAGCUGGCUGACAGGAUGUGGGGUCCCACACGUGACUGAGCUGGCUGAUGUUGGAUGUGGGGUCCCAUGCGUGUCUGAGCUGGCUGACAGGAUGUGGGGUCCCACACAUGACUGAGCUGGCUGACACAGGAUGUGGGUCCCACACGUGACUGAGCUGGCUGACAGGAUGUGGGGUCCCACGCGUGACUGAGCUGGCUGACGUAGGAUGUGGGGUCCCACGCGUGACUGAGCUGGCUGACAGGAUGUGGGGUCCCACGCGUGACUGAGCUGGCUGACAGGAUGUGGGUCCCACACGUGACUGAGCUGGCUGACGAGGGAUGCAGGCGUCCCACACGUGUCUGAGCUGGCUGACGUAGAUGUGGGGUCCCACGCGUGACUGAGUUCCUGGGGGAAAUGCCAGCGCCAGGGCAGCCGCUGAAUCCGUGCCGCAGGCGCCGAGCAGGAGGCUUCCUGUGCGUGCCGGUGCCGCGCUCCCGCCCGGGCCGUUUGCAGGGCCUUUGUGGUUCGUCUGCGCUGGUUACUCCGGCAGAGCCAGCCUAAAGGCGUCGCUGUGAGACUCGGAGCGCCCGAUCGAUCGAUCGCUGUUUUCUGUUGCCCUGUCGGAGUGGGGGAGGUGGGAAUUCAGGAAGAGCUUUGCCCUGCGCCUCUGGGGGCUGGGAGGCCCGGGUGGAGGCGCUGGCGUGUGGGGGCGAGAAGGGCUGACCUCGCUUGAAUUUUAUCUGGAAGGCAGAGACGGAUCUCCGUCUGCUGGGUCGCCCCCAAUGGCUGCAGCAGCUGGGGCCGGGCCGGGCCGGGAGCCGGGAGCUCCAUCCAUGUCCCCGGCGGGGGUGCAGGGGCCCAAGCACGUGAGCCACAGCCUGCUGCCUCCCAGCCGGAAGCCGCAGGUGCAUUGCGGGAGGGGCGGUGUUGGCCGCAGAAACGGUUUCACGGCAGCCGGAGGCGGCGCCCUCCGUGAGCAGCACGCUGGUGCUCAGCGCGCGCGAUGGGGGCCCUGCUGACCCGCCCCGCGAGCCCCCGUCUGGAGAGGGUCUUUGUGGGGGUGCGUCUUCCCAGAGCAGCCAGCGACAGGCCUGGUCAGCCACGUGCCCCCACCCCGGACACCUGCAGCCUGGGGUGGGGAGGAGGACGGGGUCGCGGGCUGCCUUCCCACAGGUGGCCCUGCCCAUGCGCGUGCCCGCGUCUUCACACGGGUGCCAGCGUCCCGGCAGGGCCGCUCCUCGCCGGACACCUUCAGCAGCAACUUGCUGUGUGGUGGUGGGGGGUGUCUGCCGGGCCCCCUGUGCACAGCUGGGCCCACAGGUGGCCAGCGUCGUGGGGGUGGUGCCGAGACUCCCCCCAGGAAUCUCCCGGGGCGUUUCCCGCACAGGUGAUGCUGGGAGGCCCACAGCAGGGCCCCGCACAGCAAGGUGGAGCCUGAGACUUUGAGCAGCUUUAGGGUUAAACCCGUGGCCACCGCGUGUUCCGUGGGGGGUGCCAUGCAGCAGGGCUGGCAGCGUGGAGACAUGUAGUGCAGGAGCCAGUGCGUCUGGCGUGACCCGUCCUCUGCACCGUGCCCUGCCUGCCUCCAGCCGCCCAGCGCUCACCGGGCCUGGCCUCGGACACCGUUCUGGAAGGUUCACUCUGGCCCUCGCAGGCCGGUGUGGAUGACCGUCCACGCCCAGGCUCUCCUGAGCUCUUGUGCCCCGGGCCUGAUUCCCGAGGUCAUCGUGGGUGUGCAGAGCCGUGCAGAGCUGUGUGUGCUUGUGGGCAUUGCGGUCUCAGGUCCGACCGGGGCAUGCUGGUGAGGGCCUCGGCUUGGGCUGCAGAGCCCCACGUUGGGCACAGCCGGCUCGGCAUCUGCCAUUGCUGCCCACGGGGCCUCGGCGGCCCUGCUGCGCCGACCUCCCUCCAAGCCCAGCCAGGCGCCUCCACCUGGACACCCAGGGACAGUGCUGCCUGCCCCUGGCCUGGGUGGGAGCGGGCUCCGAGGGCAGGGUGUCCACGUGCCUGGCGCCAACACUGGCCACCAUCUGGGUGGCUGGAGGGGCCAGCAGGCCGCAGGUGGGAGGCUGCCCCGCCCACCGCCCACCGCCCGCUGACGCCAGGGCCUGUGUC
Messenger RNA from Oryctolagus cuniculus (rabbit), 9836 nucleotides. NCBI's taxonomy places the organism in Eukaryota, Metazoa, Chordata, Mammalia, Lagomorpha, Leporidae. The record is from RefSeq and is a predicted model, not a curated record.